GGGUUGCGAGUUGGGAGUCCGACGGGACGGUGCCGCGCCGCACGCCCGCACCUCUCGUCUCGUGCAGGUGCGGACCGGUGCAGUGCAGUCGUGCGUGCUCGCUUUUCUUCCUCCGCACCGGCACGGCGGCACCUCCACCGCUUCUUCUUCUCCUUCGUCCGCCGCCGCGCUUACGAAGAGUCUGGGACGAUGCAACCGCUUCCGCGUUAUUAUUAGCAAAAAAUAAAAAAGGGUAAUCUAAUCUCCCCUUGCAAAUUGCAAUAGAGUCAUCCAAAUCCAAAUCCAAAUCCAAAUCCAAAUCCAAACCCCCCUCAACUCAACCUCAACCUGUCUUGAUUUGACUUUGCAGGAUCCGUCCGAGAACAGCCACUAGUCUCCGUCUCCGAUGCCGUCCUCGAUGGCUAAAUCCCUCCUCCUCCCUCCCCCCUUCGUCUCCGUCUCACCCCGCCCGCACCCUCACCCGCGCGCCGGCUUCCCUGUCCUCAAGCCCCGCCGCACCAUGCUGCUGGCCGCCACCGGCGGGGACGCCACGCCCGCGCCCGCGCCAGACGCCGACGCCAACUCCAGCACCAACCCUCUCGCCGCGCUCGUCGAGGUGCCCCGCGCGCUAUGGCGCCGCACCCUGCAGCCCCUCGGCGACUACGGCUUCGGCAAGCGCAGCGUCUGGGAGGGCGGCGUCGGCCUCUUCAUGGUCUCCGGGGCCGCCCUCCUCGCCCUCGCCCUCGCAUGGCUCAGGGGAUUCCAGCUCCGCUCCCGCUUCCGCAAGUACAACACCGUCUUCGAGUUCACGCAGGCGUGCGGCAUCUGCGUCGGCACGCCCGUCCGGAUACGAGGGGUCACCGUCGGAUCCGUCGUCCGCGUCGACUCCUCCCUCAGGAGCAUCGAUGCCACCGUCGAGGUUGAAGAUGAUAAAAUCAUCAUACCACGGAAUUCAGUGGUCGAGGUGAACCAGUCCGGUCUUCUAAUGGAGACACUCAUUGAUAUCACACCCAAGGAUCCACUCCCUGCACCUUCAGUAGGACCACUUGACCCUGACUGCACCAAAGAAGGCUUGAUUCUCUGUGACAAAGAGAGGAUGAAAGGACAGCAAGGUGUAAGCUUAGACGCAUUGGUGGGGAUAUUUACUCGUCUAGGUCGAGACAUGGAGGAGAUUGGCGUUAGCAAAAGCUAUAAGUUGGCUGAAAAAGUUGCAACUAUAAUGGAAGAAGCACAGCCUCUUCUUACACGGAUUGAGGCCUUGGCUGAAGAAAUGCAACCUUUACUCUCUGAGGUUCGUGAAAGUGAUCUGCUGAAGGAUGUGGAGACUAUAGCUAAAGGCCUGGCUGAUGCGUCUGGUGACCUAAGAAAGCUGAAGUCGUCCAUGCUUACUCCAGAGAACACAGAUCUUAUUAAGCAGUCUAUUUUCACCCUUAUAUUUACCCUGAAGAACAUUGAGAGUAUCAGCUCGGACAUCUCUGGGUUCACUGGCGAUGAGACGACAAGGCGGAACAUCAAGCUUCUGAUCAAGUCUCUCAGCAGGCUAUUGUGAUUGGUUUUUCAGUGCGCAGGAAAAAAGAAAUGAUGGAUUGCUUUGCUUUGCUUUGCUUGAGACGGGGAGUUGAUGCUUUGCUGGUACUGGUAGAGUAGGGUGGCAGGAGUAGCUAAUUAAUGUUCCACAAGAUUUUGAUAAUUCUGGUUCCAAGUUUUUAAAAAAUCUUGAACAAUCUAAAAACUCGAUCUCGGUCAAUCACGAAAAGAGCAGGCAUGAGGAGAGAGAUGGAUCUCCCUCCUUGUUGAGCUGUUGUAAGUCAUCAUCAUCAUAAAUAGUAGGCCCAUUUUUUCGGUUGUACAUCAGCUGUUGGAAAUGUGCAACCAAGUUAAGAAAUAUAUAUUUUUCUGUUGUUUU
This is a messenger RNA of Sorghum bicolor (sorghum), 1885 nucleotides long. RefSeq names its product protein TRIGALACTOSYLDIACYLGLYCEROL 2, chloroplastic. The transcript has 5 exons. Bases 386 to 1528 code for a protein of 380 amino acids. Gene Ontology annotation, molecular function: lipid carrier activity; phospholipid binding. NCBI's taxonomy places the organism in Eukaryota, Viridiplantae, Streptophyta, Magnoliopsida, Poales, Poaceae. Gene Ontology annotation, cellular component: chloroplast inner membrane. The record is from RefSeq and is a predicted model, not a curated record.